This is a messenger RNA of Hipposideros armiger (great roundleaf bat), 1262 nucleotides long. It is a transcript of the gene CLEC3A, whose product is annotated as C-type lectin domain family 3 member A. The record is from RefSeq and is a predicted model, not a curated record. The coding region runs from base 7 to 597 and encodes 196 amino acids. Gene Ontology annotation, biological process: ossification. NCBI's taxonomy places the organism in Eukaryota, Metazoa, Chordata, Mammalia, Chiroptera, Hipposideridae. The transcript has 3 exons.
AGAGCCAUGGCAAAAAGUGGACUUGUAAUUUACGUCCUGGUUAUCACCUUACUCCUGGACCAGACCACCAGCCACACGUCCAAAUUCAAAGCCAGGAAGCACAGUAAACGCCGGGUGAAAGAAAAGAAUGGAGACCUGAAGACUCAAGUUGAAAAGCUCUGGAGAGAAGUCAACGCCCUAAAGGAAAUGCAGGCCCUGCAGACAGUCUGUCUCCGGGGCGCAAAAGUUCACAAGAAAUGCUACCUUGCUUCAGAAGGCUCGAAGCACUUCCAUGAAGCCAAUGAAGACUGCAUUUCCAAGGGAGGGACCCUGGUUAUCCCCAGAAACUCUGAUGAAAUUAAUGCCCUUCGAGACUAUGGUAAAAGGAGCCUGCCAGGUGUUAAUGACUUUUGGCUGGGUAUCAAUGACAUGGUCACAGAAGGCAAGUUUGUUGAUGUCAACGGAGUUGCCAUCUCCUUCUCCAACUGGGACCGUGCACAGCCUAAUGGUGGCAAGCGGGGAAACUGUGUCCUGUUCUCUCAGUCAGCUCAGGGCAAAUGGAGUGACGAGAUCUGUCGUAGCAGCAAGAGAUACAUAUGCGAGUUUAUCAUCCCUUAGUAGACCCUUCUCAAAUGCAUCUCCCAAGCAAGAUCAGUCGUGAUUUAUAGGCUGAUGGUUCCCAAGCACAAGUCAAAUUGUUUUUAGGAAUACCAGAGUCGGCCAAUUUGCUACCGUAUUUCAUUGUGAUUUCGCCCUUCAUGGGGUAAGGAGAAUCAUAAAAUAAUGAUCCAGCUAUGUGCACCCUGUUUAAAUGGCUUCUGCAAAACAAACUAUCAAAUCCUUCUCUCUUUCCUAGUCCCUCUCACUUUUAUAGACCGGCUCUAUGUUUAAAAUACAACAGCCAGAAAAGCAACCUUCUCGAGAGUUUAGUAUACAUUUGAUUGAUGAGAAUUCUCUAAAUCAGAGAUUCUAGGUACUAUGUAAUCCCAAAACUUUUCAGUCUGAUGCUCAAUCUGUCCCAUCUUGGUCAUAUGACUUGUUAGCCCAUAACCCUCUUUUUGAGUUGCUACAUCUCCUGGUGCAAGUUAUAUCUUGCCUGCCACAUAAGAUUCUGAUUCUAUCUUGCCUGUCUCCAAUUCUGAUUAACUCUUUUUACCUUAAGAACGUUUUUUUGAUAAAGUUCCUAGUCAAGACCUGAAAAGUACCAUAUUUGGUCAAUUUCCACUCCCAGCAUUACAUUACAAUUUCCAAUUUGAAUGAGUAACUCUAAAGCAGAACAAAAG